This is a messenger RNA of Gloeophyllum trabeum ATCC 11539, 2504 nucleotides long. RefSeq lists its product as uncharacterized. The transcript has 8 exons. Lineage: Eukaryota; Fungi; Basidiomycota; Agaricomycetes; Gloeophyllales; Gloeophyllaceae. Bases 1 to 2028 code for a protein of 675 amino acids. Gene Ontology annotation, cellular component: nuclear pore. The record is from RefSeq and is a predicted model, not a curated record. Gene Ontology annotation, biological process: intracellular transport.
AUGAAGCGAGGUGCAGAAAAACAACUAAGCAAGGACGAUGCCGAGGACGAAGUGGCCGACGAGGAGGGUGAGGAAGUACCCCGAGGUUUCAAGAAGGCGGAUGAAUCUGAAUUAGCGAGAAGGAGAAUGCGUGCACUGCCCAAACGAAUGUCGGGGGCCGUCCCUCCACCGGCAGCACCGGCACCGGAACCUGCCACAACGAACGGUGCAGCGUCCAACCCACCACCGCGUUUUGGCGGGUUUGCAGGAUUUGGAUCAGGGGGGCCCAGUCCCUUCUCAUUUGCGACCGCUGCCCCUUCCAAUAAUACAGCCAAACCAGCGUCUACACCCUCGCUCAGCGUGUUCUCAAGCACAUCCAGCCCUGCUGCUUCCGCUCCACCUCCUGUACCAUCAACUACGUCUGCAAGUACAAAGUCUUCUGCUUCUUUCUCCAGCACGUCAUCGACUUCGUCGACUCCUAGUGCUGCAAGUUCUAGCCCGCCUGCUAUUAAACCGGCAACUAAUGGCACUGACGACUCUGGCGCCUUAAAAUAUUACACAUCCUUGCGUGGUCUAAACGUAUCCUUCCUCAAGGCCAUUACCAAAGCCGUAGAGGAAGAUCCCUUCAUUGACGUCGCGAUUUUGCUGGAAAGGUACAAGUCCCUGCGGGUUGAGAUCCAAUCAGAGUUUGAAAAGAGCAAGAAGACCUUGGAGAACGGCGAAGCGCGACCUAGCAAUACCUCAAGUUCCUCGAAACCAUCUGAGCCACCCCCCGCUAUGCCGGCGCCCCCGAGUAGUUUCAAAGGCUUCAGCUUCCCUCCCUCUGCCCCAGCCAUAUCUACUACCCCGAGUGGCGGAUUCACGCCUAAGCUUGACACGGCCGGGUCUUCAGGUAAAACAUCUGGGUUCUCGUUCCCGACUGCGCCGCCGCCUUCCUCCUCUGACAAACUGUCUGGGUUCUCGUUUCCGAGCGCGACCUCGACCUCCUCUGCACCAUCCACACUCCCCUUUUCUUUGACUCCUAGCACGGCGUCAUUCAAACCAACUUCUGGUGCCCCUGGCGCCUUCGACACAUUCAAGUCUGAUGAGAAAUCCAAGUCUUCAGGCUCGCCGUUCUCCUUACCGUCCACGUCGGCGUCUACUUCCGAUAAAUCGGAGAAACCGGCUUCGGCCUUCUCAUUUGGGUCUACAGCUUCAGAUAAGAAGACGUCGUCUGCCUUCAGCGGAGGGGCCUUCAGUUUUGGCAAGGACAAGGACAAUGAAUCUUCUUCGUCUGUCAGCAAUCUCUUUGGAGGUACCAGCGCGUUUGGGACGAGCACGCCGCCCAAAUCAGACAAAGCUCCCGCCAGUAGUGGAUUCAGCUUUGGGACGACCUCCAGCAGCAAUACUUCCUCGUCUGGAUUCGCUGGCUUCGGCAAACCAAGCGGCGGGAGCAUAGGAAACCCCGUAGGGUUCGGUUUUGGCAGCCCCCCGAGGUCGAGCGAGGGUGGUUCUAAGUUCGGAUCUUCCGGUUUCAAUUUCGGUGGCUCGAAAACGGAGGAGAAGCAAGAGACCGAGGAAAAGAAAGAAGAAUCCGGAGAGAGUCAGGAUACAGAGAAGGAGGGAGAAAGCGAGGAGGGGCAGGCAAAGGAAGAAGAGGUCGUUCACACCAGCAAAGAGAACCUCGGUGAUGUAGAGGGGGAAGGGGAGGAGGAUGAGGUGACGACGCAUGCGGUAAAGAGCAAGGUCUAUAAGUUUUCAAAGACCUCGGCGGACGAGAAGGGCAAGUGGGUCGACUUGGGUGUCGGUAUGCUCCGGCUGAAGAAGCACAAAGAGACGGAGUCACGGAGAGUGCUUCUGCGUAACAGCAAUUCGGGCAGGGUUGUCAUUAACUUCAAGAUAUACGCAGGUCUGACACCGAAGGUCAACAAUAAGCACGUCAGCUUCACCGGCCACGACCAGGGCGAACCGGUCAACUACCAACUCCGUGUCAAGACGCAGGAAGACGCUGAGCAAUUGAACCAGGCUCUGCUGAGAGAAAUCGAAUUCGUAAAAGGGCAGCCCGAAUAAACGAUAUGUCCUUCCACAGCCAAGCCCCGUGUAUCCUGCUUUGUUGAAGUUCUAUUUUAUUCCUAUCCUCCGCAUUCUUUGCUGACCGGUUACACUAUGGACAUGCGUCCUAUCCUCCUUGACGAGCGUACAAGAUUUAAUGACUUCCGUGUCUGCGCCCGCUAUCGACCGCUGAAGUGGCUUUGGGCGUUGUGCCAAGUGGAGCUCAGCACAAAAGCUUCACUGAGUAGCAUCUCGAUAUCGUGAUCCGUCCAUGAUUGUGUAGGCAGUGACUGCAAGAACAUAAUGAUGCCUUGGAAGUCCAUCUGUCGCAGUUUCUCGCUCCAUUUCACAAGGAAAGCGGAACAUACAUAGAGAUGAAACUGCGAGAAAGCAUCGGCUCCUUCAGCCAGAUACGUAUCCCACAUGCGGAUAGUGUUUCGGACGCUGAUCUCCCUCAUAAGCAAGCAAUUCAUCCACCUGAAUGCGAAUUGCAU